AUGGAUGACAAGUACCCAUGGAUCACUCGAGAAGCUUUGGUUGACAAGGGCGAGUUUCACAAACAGCAUCGCGAUUUAUCCGUGAAGUACAUCAAGGAUACAUAUCCAGAGGUCGUCUCUCACCAAUACAGGGCAUACCAACUACCUGAAAUGGACAGGUUCCGUAGCACGGAACCUCUCAGGUUCGACUUUGGGAAGCCUCUCUUCCGUUGGAGUGACACAUCGCGUGAGCCUGUUGAUACCGAAAAGGUGCUCCCAACGGUCAAAAUUGUCAAGGCUCUCGUGAUUCGCCGGCAGUUCUACCGAAACAUUUCUUCCAGCGCCCUUGCCAAGCUUCUUCGGGAGAGUUUCCCCCGCCUGCAGAUGUUCCGCGAUGAGCGAUGGCUAGCUUCCAACUACUUCAGUGAGAGGUUGUGCUCCCCUGAAACUGUCAUUGAUGCCCUUCCAGCAAAGCUCAGGCGACUUCACAUCUACAAAGACGCGGACUCUGAUUUCAGCUUGCCACGAGUUCGUACUAUGGCAGGUGCAGAGUCGAUGCGGAGACUCGCACUGAUGUCGGAGCUUAAAGAGCUAUCUAUUGCUCCAGAUACCGAUGGUUGGGGUUUUCUAUUGGAUUUCUUUCCAAUGCUCCGACAGGGUCCCCUCGAUCAGCUUCCUUUGUUCAAGCUUCGUCGCCUGGCUUUCGAUUGCGAAAUUCUCAGGGAACCUCAGGCGCCAUGGGAGAUGUUCGUCUUAGUCACGACACUCCGUGCGGCAGCAGCUGCGGCAUCACGUAUGCCCCAACUGAAGACCAUGGAGCUGUGGAAAGCGACCCCGUCAUCAGCCGCCUUGUUUCGCUAUUCAACCAAAAACUUUGAGCCCAAGAUCACAUGGCGGACAAACUGGAAGCGUGCAAGAGGUGACCAUUUAUGGCAGGGAGAGUUGAGGGAAGAUUAG
This is a messenger RNA of Fusarium vanettenii 77-13-4, 936 nucleotides long. RefSeq lists its product as uncharacterized. The transcript has 2 exons. Bases 1 to 936 code for a protein of 311 amino acids. Lineage: Eukaryota; Fungi; Ascomycota; Sordariomycetes; Hypocreales; Nectriaceae. The record is from RefSeq and is a predicted model, not a curated record.